UAUCUGAAGGAACAGGAACAUUGACCACUUAUUAAGAUUGUGGCAUCAUGUGUCAAUUACGGAUGGUAAAAGGAGUCGAAGCGUGCCGUUGACACUCUGUAAAUAAUCCUGGUGCUCCUGGAUUGGGAAUUUAUCGAUCGAAACACAGGUUUACUGGGCUGGCUUUGGCCUGAGGAAGCAGCUCAAGAUGAACAUGGUGAAGAGGAUCAUGGGCCGUCCGCGGCAGGAGGAGUGCAGCCCGCAGGACAACGCGCUCGGCCUCAUGCACCUGCGCCGCCUCUUCUCCGAGCUCUGCCAUCCGCCGCGUCACAUGACCCAGAAGGAGCAGGAGGAGAAGCUCUACAUGAUGCUGCCCGUCUUCAACAGGGUGUUUGGGAACGCUCCCCCGAGCUCCAUGAACGAGAAGUUCUCCGACCUGCUCCAGUUCACCACGCAGGUGUCCCGCCUCAUGGUGACCGAAAUCCGGCGCCGGGCAUCCAACAAGUCCACAGAGGCUGCUAGCCGUGCCAUAGUGCAGUUUCUGGAGGUGAAUCAGAGUGAGGAGACGAGCCGUGGCUGGAUGCUCCUGACCACCAUCAACCUGCUGGCCUCAUCCGGACAGAAAACGGUGGACUGCAUGACCACCAUGUCGGUUCCCUCCACGUUGGUCAAGUGUCUGUACCUGUUCUUCGACCUGCCACACACGCCCGAGGUGCCGGCCGCCACGCAGACAGAGCUGCCGCUGGCUGACCGCCGCGCCCUCCUACAGAAGGUCUUCGUACAGAUCCUGGUGAAGCUGUGUAACUACGUGUCCCCGGCGGAGGAGCUGGCCCAGAAGGACGACCUGCAGCUGCUGUUCAGCGCCAUCACGUCCUGGUGCCCGCCGCACAACCUGCCCUGGAGGGCCAGCGCCGGGGACGUGCUCACCACCAUCUCCAGACACGGCCUCAGCGUCAACGUGGUCAAGUACAUACACGAGAAAGAGUGUCUCUCCACGUGCAUCCAGAACAUGCAGCAGUCAGACGACCUGUCGCCGCUGGAGAUCGUGGAGAUGUUCGCCGGGCUCUCGUGCUUCCUGAAGGACUCGAGCGACGUGUCCCAGACGCUCCUGGACGACUUCCGCAUGUGCCAGGGCUACAACUUCCUGUGUGACCUCAUGCUCAGGCUGGAGCAGGCCAAAGAGGACGAGUCCAAAGACGCGCUGAAGGACCUGGUGAACCUGGUGACCUCGCUGACCACGUACGGCGUCACGGAGCUGAAACCGGCCGGCCUCACCACCGGCGCCCCCUUCCUGCUGCCCGGCUUCGUGGUCCCGCAGCCCUCGGGGAAAGGCCAGACGGUGCGCAACAUCCAGGCCUUCUGCGUGCUCCAGAACGCCUUCCUGAAGGCGCGCACGGGCCGCCUGGCGCGCGUCCUCCUGGAGGCCGUCGGCAACGUCUACGGCGCCGACCGCGCCAACUACUUCAUCCUGGAGGCGCAGCACACGCUCUCGCAGCUGGCCGACAAGGUGGCGCGCACGCCCGACACCCACGCCAAGUACUUCGAGCUCCUCGAGUUCGUGGUGUUCGGCCUGAACUACGUGCCGUGCAAGGAGCUGUUCAGCGUCAGCGUGCUGCUGAAGGCCAGCGGCGCCGGGCCGUGCGCUCUAGUGGCCACCCGCUCGCUGCUCAAGCUGGCGCGCCACCACGCCGUGUUCAGCGACGUGUUCCGCGAGGUGGGCCUGCUGGAGGUGCUGGUCAACCUGCUGCACAAGUACGCCGCGCUCAUGAAGGACCCGGCCGCCCAGCACCACCUGCAGCAGCACAACCACAACAGCCAGCCCAACAACAGCCAGCCCCAGCCCAACGAGCAGGGUGACUGUAAGAACAACGUGUCUGAGGACCAGAAGCAGUUGGCUUGGCUGGUGAUGGAGACGCUCACAGUCCUACUGCAGAACUCCAACACUAACGCAGGGCUGUUCCGUGAGUUUGGCGGGGCGCGCUGCGUGCACAACAUCGUGAAGUACCGGCAGUGCCGCGAGCAGGCGCUCAUGAUCAUCCAGCAGCUGGUGCUGUCGCCCAGCGGAGACGACGACAUGGGCACUCUGCUGGGGCUCAUGCACUCAGCGCCCGCCACAGAGCUGCAGCUCAAAACUGACAUAUUGAGGGCCCUGCUGGCGGUGCUGCGGGAGAGCCACCGCACGCGCACCGUCUUCCGCAAGGUGGGCGGCUUCGUGUACGUCACCUCGCUGCUGGUGGCCAUGGAGCGCUCGCUGUGCUCGCCGCCGCAGAGCGGCUGGGAGCGCGCCAACCAGAACCAGGUCUUCGAGCUGCUGCACGCCGUCUUCUGCACGCUGACCGCCGCCAUGCGCUACGAGCCGGCCAACUCGCACUACUUCCGCACCGAGAUCCAGUACGAGAAGCUGGCCGACGCCGUGCGCCUGCUCGGCUGCUUCUCCGACGCCAAGAAGGUGGGCGCCGUCACGGCGCGGCCCUCCAACGCCCAGCCCUUCCAGCGCAUGCUGGAGGAGGAGCAGCAGCAGCAGCUGGUCCCCGUGCAGGCCACGCAGGCCACGGACGGCGUCAGCCCCACGCUCAGGCACUGCGGCAAGCUCUUUAUCUACCUGUACAAGAUGGCCACCGACUCGUUCGACAGACAUGGCUACCAUGGCUCCUCCUCCUCCAACAACGCCCCGGCCAAAGUGCCCGUGGACCUGAAGCUGCACCUGGGCAACUCGUCCUCCUCCUCCCUGCACUCGGCCGACCCGGUGGUCAUCCACCCCGGCGCCGCCCUGGCCAUGCUGGACCUGCUGGCCUCCGUCUGCUCCGACACGCAGCCCGAGCAUGCUCUGGACCUGCAGCUGGCGGUGGCCAACCUGCUGCAGCUGCUGGUGCACUCGGAGCGGAACCAGCAGGUCCUGUGUGAGGCGGGCCUGCACUCGCGCCUGCUGCAGCGCUGCAGCUGCGCCCUGGCCGACGAGGACCACCCGCUCCACCCGCCCCUGCAGAGGAUGUUCGAGCGCCUCGCCUCGCAGGCCCUGCAGCCCAUGGUGCUCAGGGAGUUUCUGCGGCUGGGCAACCCUCUGAACUGCGGCGCCUGGGACAAGAAGCUGCUCAAGCAGUACCGCGUGCACAAGCCCAGCUCACUCAGCUACGAGGCCGAGAUGAGAAGUAGCAUGACCAUGUCGAUGGAGGGCUUCGGGCCGGACAGCGUGUUUGCCGUGACGACCGAGGACACCAGUCAAUACCGCAUCAGCCGCAGCCUGGUGCGCUCGUCCGAGGACAGCACGGUGCCGCUGACACGCGUCAAGUGCCUGGUCUCCAUGACGACGCCACACGACAUCCGGCUGCAUGGCUCUGCUGUCACGCCCGCCUUUGUGGAGUUCGACACGUCAUUGGAGGGCUUCGGCUGUUUGUUCCUGCCAAGCUUGGCCCCACACAACGCCCCCUCCAACAACGCCAACACAUCUGGAGUCAGUGAUGGAGCCGUGCUCAGUGGCAUGGGAGCGGGUGAGCGUCUGUUCCCCCCUCCGUCGGGCCUGAGCUACUCGUGCUGGUUCUGCAUCGAGCGCUUCAGCACGCCGCCGCACAACCACCCGGUGCGCCUGCUGACCAUGGUGCGGCGGGCCAGCUCCUCCGAGCAGCACUACGUGUGCCUGGCCGUCGUGCUGUCCGCCAAGGACCGCUCGCUCAUCGUCUCCACCAAAGAGGAGCUGCUGCAGAACUACGUGGAUGACUUCAGCGAGGAGUCGUCGUUCUACGAGAUCCUGCCGUGCUGCGCGCGGUUCCGGUGUGGCGAUCUGAUCGGCGAGGGCCAGUGGCACCACCUGGUGCUGGUCAUGAGCAGGGGCAUGCUGAAGAACAGCAUGGCCACGCUCUACAUCGACGGCCAGAUGGUCAGCACCGUUAAGCUCCACUACGUGCACAGCGCACCGGGCGGCUCGGGCUCGACCAAUCCGCCGGUGGUGAGCGCGGUGUACAGCUACGUGGGCACGCCCCCGGCCCAGCGGCAGGUGUCCACGCUGGUGUGGCGUCUGGGCCCCACGCACUUCCUGGAGGAGGUGCUGCCCGCCGCCAGCGUGGCCGCCAUCUACGAGCUGGGGCCCAACUACGCCGGAACCUUCCAGGCCGUCUACCUGCCCUGUAAAGACGGGUCCAAGGUGGAGGCGUCCCCACCCUGCCCGGUGGCUCUGGUGCCCGAGGAGAAGGUGUCCUUUAGCCUGUACGCCUUCUCCGUGCUGGCGCUCACCGUGGCCAAGAUCAGGAAGGUCUACAACAAGCUGGACAGCAAGGCCAUCGCCAAGCAGCUGGCGGUGUCGUCCCACGAGAACGCCACGCCGGUGAAGCUCAUCAACAACUCAGCGGGCCACCUCAACGGCCCCGCCCGCAGCAUAGGAGCCGCCGUGAUUGGCUACCUGGGAGUGCGCGCGUUCGAGCCUAAGCCCGUCGCCACCAACCUGCAGUACGUGGGCGGCGCGGCGGCCAUCUUGGGACUCGUCGCCAUGGCGUCGGACGUGGAAGGGCUGUACGCCGCAGUGAAGGCGCUGGUGUGCGUCGUCAAGAGCAACCCCCUGGCCAGCAAAGAGAUGGAGCGCAUCAAAGGCUACCAGCUGCUGGCCAUGCUGCUGAAGAAGAAGCGCUCUCUGCUGAACAGUCACAUCCUCCACCUGACCUUCUCGUUGGUGGGCACGGUGGACAGCGGGCACGAGACCUCCAUCAUCCCCAACUCCACCGCCUUCCAGGACCUGCUGUGCGACUUCGAGGUGUGGCUGCACGCUCCGUACGAGCUCCACCUGUCUCUGUUUGAGCAUUUCAUCGAGCUGCUGACUGAGUCCAGCGAGGCGGCGAAGAAUGCGAAGCUGCUGCGUGAGUUCCAGCUGAUCCCCAAGCUGCUGCUGACGCUGCGGGACACGUCGCUGUCCCAGCCCACCAUCACCGCCAUCGCCAGCGUGCUCAGCCUGCUGCUGCAGGGCUUCCCCAACUCCUACGACCUGCUCAGAUUCGGACAGUUCAUCUCGUCCACCCUGCCCACAUUUGCCGUGUGUGAGAAGUUUGUUGUCAUGGAAAUCAGCGAGGAGAAAGUAGAUGGAGGGAAUGAGGAUGACUUUGGUGGUCUGCUGUCGGCCAACGUGAUUCUGCUGAGGAACCGGCUGCUGGACAUCCUGCUCAAGCUGCUCUUCAGCUCCAAGGAGAAGUGCACCGUCAACACGCAGGCGUGUGAGGAGCUGGUGCGGACGCUGGGCUUCGACUGGCUGCUCAUGUUCAUGGAGGAGCACCUGCACUCCAGCUCGGUGACGGCCGCCCUCUGGAUCCUGGUGGUGCUGCUUAGCAACCAGCCCAUCCUCAGCCGCUUCAAGGAGGGCCUGUCCGGAGGAGGCUGGCUGGACCACACCGACUCUGUGCUGACCAACAAGAUCGGGACUGUCCUGGGUUUUAACGUGGGCCGCAGUGCGGGCGGGCGCUCCACGCUGCGCGAGAUCAACCGCGACGCGUGUCACUUCCCCUGCUUCCCCGUCAUGCAGACGCUGCUGCCCAAGCACACCAACGUGCCCGAGCUCUACUUCCUGCUCAUGGCCCUCUUCCUGCAGCAGCCCGUCAGCGAGCUGCCCGAGAGCCUCCAGGUACAUUUUGACCUGGACUCCAUCUGGUCGUUCAUCUUCGGCGUGCCGGCGUCCAGUGCCACGGUGGUCAACUCCAUCCACAGCGUGUGCACCGAGGCAGCCUUCCUGCUGCUGGCCAUGCUGCGCAGCAUGCUCAACCUGCCGUGGCAGUCUGAGGAGGAGGGCUCGUGGCUGAGGGAGUACCCCGUCACCCUCAUGCAGUUCUUCCGCUACCUGUACCACAACGUGCCCGACCUGAGCCCCAUGUGGCACAGCCCGGAGUUCCUGUGUGCCCUCGCCGCCACCGUCUUCCCCUUCAACAUCCGGCCCUACUCCGAGAUGGUCACUGACCUUGAUGACGAGGCAGGCUCCCCCACUGAAGAGUUCAAGGCCUUCGCGGCCGACUCCGGCAUGAACCGCAGCCAGUCGGAGUACUGCAACGUGGGCGCCAAGACGUACCUGACCAACCACCCGGCCAAGAAAUACGUCUUCGAUUUCAUGCGCGUCCUCAUCAUGGACAACCUCUGCCUGAGCCCAGCCAGCAAGCAGACGCCCAUCAUAGACCUGCUGCUGGAGGCCUCUCCAGAGCGCUCCACCAGGGCCCAGCAGAAGGAGUUCCAGUCCUACAUCCUGGACAGCGUCAUGGAGCAUCUCCUGGCCGCUGACGUGCUUCUGGGAGAGGACGCCUCCAUGCCCAUCACCACCGGGGGCAACUACCAGACGCUGGUCAACAACGUCUUCUACUUCUCCCAGCGCGUGGUGGACAAGCUCUGGCAGGGCAUGUUCAACAAGGAGUCCAAGCUGGUGGUGGAGUUCAUCGUGCAGCUCAUCAGCCAGUCCAAGCGGCGUUCGCAGGGCUUAUCCCUGGACUCCAUCUACCACUGCCUGAACCGCACGGUGCUGUACCAGCUGUCGCGGCCGCACAAGACGGUUCCGCAGCAGGUGGCCCUGCUGGACUCCCUCCGCGUGCUCACCGUCAACCGCAACCUGGUGCUGGGGCCCGGCAACCAUGACCAGGAGUUCGUGGCCUGCCUGGCACACUGCUUCAUGAACCUGCACUCCGGGAGUAGCGUCGAGGGAUUCGGUCUCGAAGCCGAAGCGAGGAUGACCACCUGGCACGUCAUGGUUCCGUCGGAAAACGAGCCCGACCCGGUCCACAGCCAGGACCCCAGCGAAGGCCGCCAGCUGCUGCUGAAGGCGGUGAACCGCGUGUGGACGGAGCUGAUGCACAGCAAGAGGCCCAUGCUGGAGGAGAUCUUCAAGGUGUCCCUGCCCACCAACGACCGCGGCCACGUGGACAUCGUCACCGCACGGCCCGGCCUGGAGGAACCGGCCGCCAAGAGCUGGCAGAACCACCUCAUCCAUGAGAAGAAGUGUAUCAGUCGUGGCGAGGCGUUGGCUCCCGCCCAGUCGAAGCUGUCUCGUGUCAGCAGUGGCUUUGGCCUGUCCAAGCUCACCGGAGCCCGCCGCAACAAGAAAGAGAACAGCCUCAAUAAGAACAACCUCUCUGCACAGGAAACCUGCCAAUGGAUGUUCACUCACAUUGCUGUGGUGCGAGACCUCGUCGCAAUGCAGUACAAGGAGUACCAGGAGAGGCAACAGAAUGCUCUGAAGUAUGUGACUGACGAGUGGGCGGGCAUUGAGUACGAGUUGCUACGGGAACGUGGCCUUUGGGGGCCCCCCAUUGGCUCAAUCCUGGACAAGUUCCAGCUGGACAUGACGGAGGGCCCGUGCCGCAUGAGGAAGAAGAUGGUGCGCAAUGACCUCUUCUACAUCCACUACCCCUACGUACCUGAGCAGGAGCCCACCUCCAGCAACCACCAGGCCCCGCGUCCUGUGCCCUUAAUGGGAGCUGGCUUCCCCGCCCCUCUCCAGAAGCCGGUGCGCUACCGGCGGGCCAUCAGCUACGACAGCAAGGAGUACUACAUGCGGCUGCUGUCGGGCAACCCGGGCAUGUACCAGCACUCCGUGGAGCACAGCACCGAGGGCGAGACCACGCUGCACGAGCCCGAGCACGGAGAGGACACCAUCGCCAGGGUCAAAGGUCUGGUGAAGGCUCCUCUGAAGCGCUCGCGCUCCACGGCGGACGGCCAGGACGAGGAGAGCCAGGAGGGUCUGCAGGAGCAGCUGCUGGAGUCAGGAGCAGAGGAGGAGCAGAAGACCGACAACACCACUCUACUGCGCCUCCUGGAGGAGGGAGAGAAGAUCCAGCACAUGUACCGGUGUGCGCGCGUCCAAGGCCUGGACACCAGCGAGGGCCUGCUGCUCUUCGGCAAGGAGCACUUCUACGUCAUCGACGGCUUCACCAUGACCGUCACCCGCGAGAUCCGCGACAUCGAGACGCUCCCGCCCAACUUGCAUGAGCCAAUCAUUCCCAGAGGAGCACGUCAGAGCCAAAGUAUGCUGAAGAGGACCUGCAGCAUUUUCGCCUACGAGGACAUCAAGGAGGUGCACAAGCGCCGCUACCUGCUGCAGCCAAUGGCGGUCGAGGUGUUCUCCGGUGACGGACGAAACUACCUGCUGGCGUUCGGGAAAGGAGUGCGCAAUAAAGUCUACCAGAGGUUCUUGGCCGUCGUGCCCUCCCUGGCGGACAGCUCGGAGUCUGUGUCCGGUCAGAGGCCCAACACCAGCGUGGAGCAGGGCUCGGGACUCCUCAGCACUCUGGUGGGAGAGAGGUCUGUCACCCAGCGGUGGGAGCGAGGAGAGAUCAGUAAUUUCCAGUACCUGAUGCACCUCAACACUCUGGCUGGACGCUCCUACAAUGACCUGAUGCAGUACCCAGUCUUCCCCUGGAUCCUGGCUGAAUAUGACGCUGAGGAGCUGGACCUGACCAACCCAAAGACAUUCCGUAAUCUGUCCAAGCCCAUGGGUGCCCAGACAGACGACCGGCUCAUCCAGUACAAGAAGAGGUUCAAAGACUGGGAAGAUCCCAAUGGUGAGACUCCUGCCUAUCACUAUGGCACUCACUACUCCUCAGCCAUGAUCGUGGCGUCCUACCUGGUGAGGAUGGAGCCCUUCACCCAGAUCUUCCUGCGCUUACAGGGAGGUCAUUUUGACCUGGCUGACCGGAUGUUCCACAGCGUGAGGGAAGCCUGGCUGUCUGCCUCUAAACACAACAUGGCCGACGUCAAAGAGCUCAUCCCCGAGUUCUUCUACCUCCCAGAGUUUAUGCUCAACUCCAAUAACUUUGACCUAGGCAGCAAACAGAAUGGCACUAGACUGGGAGAUGUGAUCCUGCCAGCCUGGGCUAAAGGAGACCCGCGCGAGUUCAUCCGCGUACACAGACAGGCCCUGGAGUGUGACUAUGUGAGUGCCCACCUGCACGAGUGGAUCGACCUGAUCUUCGGCUACAAGCAGCAGGGGCCUCCGGCCGUGGAGUCGGUCAACGUGUUCCACCACCUCUUCUACGAGGGCCAGGUGGACAUCUACAACAUCAACGACCCGCUCAAGGAGACCGCCACCAUCGGCUUCAUCAACAACUUCGGCCAGAUCCCCAAACAGCUUUUUAAGAAGCCCCACCCGCCCAAGCGAGUGCGUGGCCGUGCCAACGGUGAACCAGCGGGUGUGCCAGCGUCACUCAGCGCCAACACUGACAAGAUCUUCUUCCAUCACCUAGACAACCUGCGGCCCUCCUUGGCCCCAGUCAAAGAGCUGAAGGACCCUGUGGGGCAAAUCGUGUGCACUGAUAAGGGCAUCCUGGCGGUGGAGCAGAAUAAGGUCCUGGCCCCGCCCGUCUGGAACAAGACGUUCGCCUGGGGCUACGCAGACCUCAGCUGUCGCCUGGCCAACUACGAGUCCGACAAGGCGGUGAUUGUGUAUGAGUGUUUGUCGGAGUGGGGCAAGAUCCUGUGUGCCAUCUGCCCCGACCCCAAGCUGGUCAUCACCGGAGGGACCAGCACGGCCAUCUGUGUGUGGGAGACCGGCACAUCCAAAGAGAGAGCCAAGACUCUGGCCCUCAAACAGGCUCUGUUGGGCCACACUGAUGCGGUGACGUGCCUGACGGCGUCCUCUGCGUACCACAUUGUGGUCAGCGGCUCUCGAGAUCGCACCUGCAUCAUCUGGGACCUCAACAAGCUGGCCUUCAUCACCCAACUCAGAGGCCACCGCGCGCCCGUCUCGGCCCUCUGCAUCAACGAGCUCACUGGGGAUAUUGUGUCCUGUGCGGGCACCUACAUCCACGUGUGGAGCAUCAACGGCAGCCCCAUCGCCAGCACCAACACCUUCACCGGCCGCAGCCAGCAGAUCCUGUGCUGCUGCGUCUCCGAGAUGAACGAGUGGGACACGCAGAACGUCAUCGUCACCGGACACUCCGACGGCGUUGUCAGGUUUUGGAGGAUGGAGUUCCUACAAGUCCCAGAAACCCCUGCUCCGGAGCCGGUGGAGCCUCCCGAAGUGAACGACUGCUGUGGAGAGGAGAAGAUGGCCACGGAGGGCCGCGAGACCCAGGUGGAGGAGAGCAGCGAGUCGGAGGGUGAGGAGCAGAGCGUCAGCGCUGCCGGCAGCAACGGCGAGCCCAAGCCCAGCCCCGCCCCCAACACCCGGCCCCAGCGGCCCGCCGCACGCGCCACCGCCUCCUGGUCCAUGGACAGCAGCUCGGAGGACUCGCGCCGCUGGUCCGACACGCUCAGCAUCGACGAGAAGGACGGUUUCGUCUUCGUCAACUACUCCGAGGGCCAGGGCCAGGGCCAGGGCCAGGGCCAGGGGCAGGCCCAGGGGCAGGGGCAGGGAAGGCCAGGGCAGCCCCCACACCCCAACCCCCACCCCCACCCCCACCCCCAUCACCAUCACCCUGGGCAGAGCGCCGUGCCACAGCCCCUGCAGCCCAGCACCAUGGAGGCCCGGCCCUACAACAAGCUCAGGCCAGGCUACAGAUGGGAGCGACAGCUGGUGUUCCGGAGCAAGCUCACUAUGCACACCGCCUUCGACCGCAAGGACAAUGCCCACCCGGCUGAGAUCACUGCGCUCGCCAUCUCAAAGGACCACAGCAAGAUCCUGGUGGGUGACGGGCGCGGGCGCGUCUUCAGCUGGUCGGUGAGCGAGCAGCCCGGCCGCUCGGCCGCCGACCACUGGGUGAAGGACGAGCAGGUGGACAGCUGCUCCGGCUGCACCGUCCGCUUCUCCCUCACCGAGAGACGCCACCACUGCAGGAACUGCGGACAGCUCUUCUGCCAGAAGUGCAGCCGAUUCCAGUCGGAGAUCAAGCGGCUGAAGAUCUCGUCCCCGGUGCGCGUGUGCCAGAACUGUUACUACAACCUGCAACACGAGCGCAGCUCCGAGGACGGCUGCAAGAACUAGACGUCCCCAUCGGCUGCCUCCUCUUCCUCGUCUCCCCGCCUCUUCCUCAUCCUCUCUCGCGUCACGCCCCAUCACCCGUCACUCAUGGCCAACUAUCCCCUCGUCCAGGACCUGCCAGCCAGCACGCUCUGGCCUGCCCCCCCUCCUUAUCUGUGUGUGUGUGUGUGUGUGUGUGUGUGUGUGUGUGUGUGCAAGAGUGUGUGAGCUACCAUGUGGACAGUACUAAUGUAGAACAAAAGGGGAUUAGCGACGUUCAGCGUGUCAUGUGUUUGAGGAAGUUUAAGAAAGGCAGUGAUUGGGCUUUGUGACUUUUUCUUUUUGUAUUAUUAUUUGAUUCUGUUGCGGUCAAUAAGAUGUCCUUCAAGAAUCCUUGUUUUUUCCAUGUCGUCACGUUUUAGAUUUUAGAUGUCCUGUGCGGUAUGCCUCGCAAAGUGAGAAACACCUGUUAAUAGUGUAAAUAAUUACAAUGGCCUUUUUAACUAGAACAGGAAAAACUGAGAAAAAAAUGACUUAUUGAAAGGAAAUAAAAACACAGUCAUUGCCUGUAACAUUGCAUUAUAACAAGCCACUCCUGGCGUUAAAACAAAUACAAAAAGAAAAAGAAAAAAAAAAAACACAAAACAAAAAAGAUUGUGUUUUAGCCAGUGUCACUAGUCACAGAGGUCCCUGUGGGGAUAAUAUUGGGGACGAUGAAUGUUAUAAAUGUUUGUGGGUUGACAUUACUAGCGCGUCUAGUUAUGCAAAUACUUACUUCUUUUGUUUACAAAGGGUUUUUUUUAUGUGUUGCCCACAGUAUCACACAGUUGCCAUUCCAAUGGAAAUCGCAGUCACAAAUUUCCGAACUUCAUUUGCCAAACUGCUGGUUCAUCACUCCGUGUCAUGUAUUUGAAAGGUCUUUGUAGAACCAUGUUUUUCAGAACCACAUUUUGUUGUCCUCGUUCGUCACUUUUAGUUCCCAAGCCAUUAAUCAACAGUGACUGAAUAAUGUAUGUAUGUAUGUAUGUAUGUAUGUAUGUAUGUUCUGUAUGUAUGUAUUUUUUAAGAAUCAUUGUUUGUAUGUUGUAUAUCAUAGCAUACCUGAUAUUGUCAAGACGCUACAUGUGUGACACUGUGCAGUGAGAUGAAUAUCGUGUGUCUGUAACAAUACACAAAGAGGGAAAAUGAUCAUUGAUCGUGUGUAUGUGGAGUAUGAGAUGUUAUUUUGUUUGUUUCUUUAUUUGUUUCUUUGUUUGUUUUUUCUUGGGUCCUCUAAAUGCUUCAUUAUAUUUCACCAGAGAACUGGGUAGUAUAGGUCAGAGCUUUGCUUCUAGGCUAACAAGGGAUUUUUACUCAGAAGAUUGUUUGGUUCAUUUCUCCUCUUAAUUCAUGUAGAACUGGAUUUUUAAAUCACAGUUAACAUCACUCAGUGUUAUACUUUUUUUCCUCCAUUUUCCUUUCUUUUCAGUGAUACCAGGGACUAGUGGAUCCUUGUCAGAUACCAAGUCCAGUGUAACAACAAGUCAUUGAACGCCAGUGUAGAUACUGUUGUCCAGUCAUGUAAGCAAUAGAUUAUGUGGAAUUAUUUCUGAAAAUAUUGCAUGAUGGGAAAUUUCCUUGCUUAGACGUCACACUUGUAGCAUGUAACUUGACUGAUACGUCAUGCCAUUAGAAAAGGGAUCUCACGCAUUUCACUUUAGUGUCUCGUCAUGGUUACAUACGAGACAUAACGAUGUCAAUUAUAUCUAUUUUUUCCUGUUGCCUGCCUGUGGAUGUCAAAUUCUCCUCCCUCCCUCCCUAGAGUGUCCUUUGUUGGUGGUACUGUGGGCAAUACCGAACAGAAGUGCUGCUUUAAUAACUAGAAAGAUUAUUUCUUUCUUUUUUUUUCUUUUUUCUUGAUGUCCCUCUUGACACGUCUGACACACACUUCACUUUAAUGAGCUGUUACACAAGUGCAGUAGGUUCACGGUCACAGAAAACGUUCUCCCUAAGAUCUGCCAUACAAUAUGCACUCACUGUUACUAUCAUCGUUGCUAUGAUCGUUAUUAUUCAAAUAGGUAAUGACGAUAUCCUUACACAUUAAUGUACUGUAUCAAGAGUGCAAUCAUAACAUCGAGCUGUUAAGGCUUGCUGUUUGCAAGCAGCUUCAAAGCCAGGUGGCUAUAUCAAUCUGAACUUGUUCUUGCACCUUCACGUGUACAAAAAUGUCAAGGAAAUCAUAUUUUAUUGAAUGCAUUUCUUUUUUUUAUGUUAGCGGGCUAUCAUUUUAAAGGGUGCGUUUCUUUCCAGUGAGAGACAAACUGUACAGAGUAUUUAUGCAAUUAUACUUUUUUCUCUUUUUUUAAAUUGUUAUUCUGAAUUAUGAAUUCUUGUAAUUUCAGCAAGUUUGGUUACUUGUUGCAUGUCUAACACAGCUGACUUUAUGUGUCAGUGCAUUGUACAUGUUUGGCAUUACGAAUUAUGGUUUCAUGUUUUUAGUUUUCUCCUUUUGUUUUCCUAUGGCUCAUGUUAAUGGCAUUAUCUAAGUAGUUCUGCACCCGGAGAGAUGUGUUCAAGUGCAACUGCAGAAAGAACCGAGAUGGAAGAGCCUUGUCUCUCAGCUGACUUUUGUACUCUGCUUGGGGACUUACAAGACCGGAUCAAAUCCACACAGGGGGUUCUUUUUUUCAAUUUCGGUGGUCUCGUGUUAGACUGCAUUACUACGGUGUCUAGUGUGCAAUCUGUGGUAGAUGAAUGUUCAUUGUAUAUUUGUGUUCAAGUACAGCUGCAAGAAAAUUCUUAGAAAUAACCCCUAAAACAUGUUACUGAUAAUGCAAUAGAUCUGGUACUCAUUUUUUUGAUUUUCUUUUUUAAUUUAAUUUUUGAUUAAAUCCUUGCUGUUUUCCACCGAAAA
This is a messenger RNA of Sardina pilchardus (European sardine), 13721 nucleotides long. RefSeq names its product WD repeat and FYVE domain containing 3 (gene wdfy3). Gene Ontology annotation, biological process: aggrephagy. Lineage: Eukaryota; Metazoa; Chordata; Actinopteri; Clupeiformes; Clupeidae. Gene Ontology annotation, molecular function: protein binding; metal ion binding. The record is from RefSeq and is a predicted model, not a curated record. The transcript is spliced from 65 exons. The coding region runs from base 188 to 10852 and encodes 3554 amino acids.